AUGCAAAUCCAGGUGAAGUGCAGUUGUGGAGAAGGCGACUGCCCAGAAUGGGCAAUCUUGGAACUCCAAGGCACGGUUGAAGCACAACCCUCUUUUCAAAACAGCCUCCAGAACCUUCAAAUCGGCAUUCUCUGCCGCCAAUCUCAGGAAAAUUACACGUUUUCAGUUGGAUACCAUGAGCUUACUGGAACAAAAGUGAAGCUGAAGAAGCCCAUGUUAGUGUUGAAGAAGAUUAAACUACAAAAUGAAGAAGAGAUGGGCGAAAGAGACGUUAAUUCUUUGCGGGUGGAAUUGGAUGUGAUUGGAAUUAUUCGUCACAAAAUUUUGUUCAAGACCAGGCCAAAGGCACUUAUAUCGAAACCUCAACCAGCAGUCAAAGAAAAAGUCACCCAGCCUAGUUCCACAGUGCCAAAUUGA
Molecule: messenger RNA, 417 nt
Organism: Fraxinus pennsylvanica
Lineage: Eukaryota; Viridiplantae; Streptophyta; Magnoliopsida; Lamiales; Oleaceae
Source: the annotation of a GenBank genome assembly